Closterium sp. Naga37s-1 is the source of this 708-nucleotide messenger RNA. The record is from the annotation of a GenBank genome assembly. Lineage: Eukaryota; Viridiplantae; Streptophyta; Zygnematophyceae; Desmidiales; Closteriaceae.
AUGAUAGCGCGUAUGGCAGCGGAGGUGGCGGUGUGGAUGGGGCUUGCGGGCGUGCUGGCGGGGCUGUUGGCGUGGAGGGUGCAGAAGGGCUUCGACGACAAUCGCAAGGCGGAGCUCGACACCUGGUGCGCCGGUCGCGCGCGCCCGCUGCAGCAGCAGUUCAUAUUCACGUCCGACCACUUUAAGGUAGCAGACGGUCGACACGCGGUAGAUCGACGACCAUCUGGCACGUGUAGUACUACUAGUAGGCGAAAGGCGGUGGAGGGGUUGGUGAUGGUGUUUGGGAGGAUACAAAAGGACCCAUGGGGGGCGCACAACAACUUGACUCAGCGGCUCUUUGCCAACUACAUUCUCCGCACGCAGGCCGCCCGCCCCUGGGUGCACGCCAUUGCCUACGGAGCCUUUGUUAACGGCUCUGACAGGGCAGUUUUUGAGCGGCGAAUGGGGUGCACACCGGGGGACAUGCAGGAGAGGCCUGCCCCACCCGCAGACUGGUACAUGGACAUGCGCUUCUGGUUCGACGAGCAGGGCCCCUUCCCCUUGGUUGAGAACAGCACGACUUGCUCCGAUGGCCACCUGCACCCGUCGUACGGGCCGGAGCUGACGCGCAUGAAGAUCACGGGUGCAGCCAUCCUCACCACGCCCUAUUUUCUAAACAAUGGCCAUCCCGGCAUGGGUGAGCGAGCGGGUGCAGAGGCGUAUGAUUGA